This is a messenger RNA of Siniperca chuatsi (mandarin fish), 1871 nucleotides long. RefSeq lists its product as uncharacterized. The record is from RefSeq and is a predicted model, not a curated record. The transcript is spliced from 6 exons. NCBI's taxonomy places the organism in Eukaryota, Metazoa, Chordata, Actinopteri, Centrarchiformes, Sinipercidae. Bases 162 to 1871 code for a protein of 569 amino acids.
UUCCCCACCUUUCAAUUCAGAGCGACCUGCAGUCGGGAGUUUUGGACAAACACGGCAGGACCCUGGAGAGAUUUAGAAGAAGAAUUGAGAGACUCAAACUUCACCAUAGCAGAUGCGAAAGGAGGCUUUUCCAGACAGCUUCAGUGCAGGUCCAGAAGGCGAUGGCUGUGAUGCCAACACAGUUGGACUAUAUCCAUGAGGAGCCAGAGUGGGAUUCCUUUGGAUCCGAAUUAUGCAGCCAUACAGGAUCGGACCCAGAGUACAAGCCAACUCACACUGCAUCAUCAUCCAGUGAUGAGGAAGAUUUGAAAAGCCGAGACAAACACAAGAACCUCAGAACUUAUGUGAAAAGACAAAAAAAACAAAAGACGAACAAAACAAAAUCAACUGUGACCAUAAAAACUUGUACAAAAAGGGAAGAUGGCAAACGAGCACGCGACAAAAGACAUUAUUGUCUCUACUGUGGCCAGUCAGACUUAAGGAUUGCGAGACAUUUGCAGAGAAAUCAUAUGGAGAUCCAGGAUGUAGCAUAUGUCUUCAGCUUUCCAUCAGGAUCAAAAGACAGAAGGGUUCUUUUGGAACAACUGAGAAAUAAAGGAGAUUUCAAGCACAAUACCAAAGUCCUGGAAAAAGGCAGAGGACAAAUAGUGACAUGGAGGCAGCCCUCUGAUGAAGCUUCUGUUAAGGAUUAUUUGGCUUGCCAAUAUUGCUAUGGACUGUUUGCUAAAAAGGUUUUGAAAAGACAUCAUUCCACAUGCAGAAGUAAAACAUCAUGUGUAACAGAAGACAAAAAGACAAGAAAAAGAGUACAAAGUCUUGCUGCACGCGUGCUUCCAAUAGCAUCUAACGCCGGUGGAUGUCAGGAUGUCAUUACCAAAAAUGUGAUGGCUCUGUGGAACCAUCUCAGGAUGGUGGAAGAUAAAGCAAAGGGGGAACUGACACAACAGAUUUUAACAGCAUACAGGGAGUUAAACGAGACAGUUCUGGUGCAGGUCAUUGUCUUUAACAAGCGGCGUGAAAGGCAAGCAUCACGCUUGACUCUUGAGACGUACGAGAAAGCAAGCACAAAUCGUGUAAAUGAGGACAUUUAUGAAACCCUGUCACCAUUAGAGAGAGAGCUGAGCAAGCUACUAACCCGCAUAGAGGUCUGGAGAAAAAGAGGUGGGAAGGUAGCUGUUUUCUUGACUGAGAGAAUGAAGGAAUCAAUCAAUUUGUUGAUUGAAAGGAGAGAGGAAGCUGGAAUACCUGCUGAAAAUCCUUAUCUCUUUGCAAGACCUGGUGCGAUGACAAAGUUACGGGGAUGUGAUUGUCUGCAGAAAUAUGCAGAGGAAAGCAAAGCAGAAAACCCUGAACUCCUGAGAUCAACCAAAUUAAGAAAACAGGUUGCCACAUGCUGCCAACUCCUGGAUCUCAGCGAACAAGAGCUGGAACAAGUUACAAGGUUCAUGGGACAUGACAUCAGAGUUCACCUUGACUUUUACCGACAGACUUACAAAACCUUUCAAAUUGCCAAGAUAAGUAAACUUCUGUUGGCAAUGGAGCGAGGCCUCAACCUCAACACAAUUGAUCUUUCUGUCUGUGCUGAAAGUCACACGUGGACUUCUGUGACUGUCCCACAGAGGAAAGGAAACGCGGCAGAGAGGUUGUUGAAGAUGGAGGUUCUGACUUCUUCUCCCCGAAAAACAGAUAUGACCAGGGCAGUGAGGAUGGGGACUCAGAUAUGGAGGAGGCCAUGGAGUGAAGCAGAGAGACUGCUGUCAGCAAACAGUUGGGAAAGUUUAUGGCAUUACGGGCGGGUUCCAGGUAAAGAGAACUGCAUCAAAUGCAUAACACGAGAAAUCCUUGGAUCAAAGAUCCUGGAAGGAUGUUAA